UUCGUGCUUUCCAUUUUCGAAGCUUUUAAAUUUUGAAAAGCGUUUGUUUUGGUUAAUAAUGUUUGUAAAUUGAUAUUAUCGUUUUUUUUUUUGGUCAUUUGUGUUAAAUAAUUGUAUUGUAAGACUUCAAAAUGGAUAUUAAUAAAUUAAAAGUUGCUGAUUUACGUAAAGAGUUACAAGCUCGCGGGCUAGACACCAAAGGAAAUAAGCCCGUCUUGGUGGACCGAUUAAAAGAGGCAAUCGCAAAAGAAGAAGAAGAACCCGAAGAAGAAGAAGACGAGGAAAGUGAAAAUGAAGAGUCAUCAGGAGGGGAGAAUAGUCUAACAUAUGAGACAGCGGAAAGUGCGAAUACAACAGUUCGCGAAGCAACGUCCGCAGCCUCGGAAGAAAGAGCCUUCAGUGUUAUAACGUCGGCUGCUUCUAAACCGCAAAAUAACGUCGCUGACGACACAGAUUCGGAAUCUUUUUCGGCGCCUGCUGCCAACGAAAUAACCGCCUCUGAUUACUCGCUCGCAAAAUCUCAGACUGAAGACAGUAACGCAUCCGAAUCAGAAAAGUCUCAAGAUAGCCUCUCUCAAAAUCAAGCCGCUCAACAAGAACAAGAAACCAUGCCAGAGCAGGACGAUACCUCGCAGCAGGAAGAUUCGCGUGACGAGUCUAAUGACAAAACUGAAACGGUAGAAGAAAACCAGUUCGUUAAAGAAUCGUCACCGGAAGUUCAAGAUGAACCUGAACUGCCUCAAGUUAGUGACAAAGUCGCCGAACAAUCGGAAGUUGAAGAUUCGUGUAAAGAUCCCAGUGAUGCGACGCAAAUCCUCGAUAAUAGCGGCGUACAGAAUGUAAGCAACGAUACUUUACCCUAUGAAAGUAGCAUAGAAGCUAGUUUAGAUACGGCAGGUAUUUCGAAUUCUACUAAAGAAACCCAAGAUUUUGACGAAUCGAUGGACCAAGAUAAAAGUUCACUCAACGAUAUCAGCCAAUCUUCUACUGGUAAUGAUGAAACUUUACCGCGAACUGACGAUGCUGAGAAAAUGGAUACCGACACUACUCAGGAAGACAGUGAAGCUAAAAAAUCUGAGAAUUCUCAGGACGAUGCUUUAUGGAAUUCUGACGAUGAAUCGAGUGCAAAGCCGAAAGAAUCAGCUCCCGAGGCACCUCCUGCCGAAGAAGUGCCAGCCGAGGAACCGAAACGAAGAGUACGAAAGAGCCGAUUCGAUCAACCCGAAGAAAGAAAACGGAAGCAUUCGCCUAGUCCUUCAGGCGAUGACUAUCAAUCUGGUGCGCAUUACGAAGGACCUGCUAAAAUACCCAAACAAGAUGAUGAACCUUCUUACGAUCAAGAUUCUGUUUUAUUGUCUUGGUACGAUUCUGACCUGAAUUUGGUUAUUAAUAAAGAAAAUUUCGUCGGUGCUGUUCCCCUCGCUGAGCAAGGAUUUAUGUACAUGUGGGGAGGUGCUCGUAGCACGUACGGAUUCAAUUCUGGAAAAGUUUACUACGAAGUUAAAUUGUUGGAAAAAUGCCCGGUCACCAUGUACGAUGACUUUGAAAUUUAUUCGUUCCGUUUGGGAUGGUCUGUAGCUUAUUCGUCGCUUCAACUUGGAGAAACUUCUCUAUCGUAUGGAUACGAUUCUAGCGGUAAAAAAUGCACGAAUGAUACGUUCGAAGAAUAUGGACAACCGUUUAAUGCCGAAGACGUCAUCGGAUGUUUACUUGAUUUUGACAGCAAUGAAGAAAAUGUCUUAAUAUCUUACGCGUUUAAUGGCACCAAACAAGAAGUUGCAUUCGAGGUGCCCAAGUCUUCGUUAGAAGAUAAGGCCCUUUUCCCGCACAUUUUGAGUAAAAAUAUCAGUUUCGAGGUGAAUUUCGGAGACCGACUCGAAGCGUGGAAUACCGAUGAAAGUUUCAAAGAAGAUUUCGAGUGGGCAGCCAAAGUUCCGUUAGAACAACGAAUUCAGGGACCUAAAAAACCCGAAGAAAAGACCGAAUGCGAGGUUAUCAUGAUGUGCGGUUUGCCAUGCAGCGGUAAAACGACUUGGGUGAAAAAUCACGUCGAAUCGCAUCCGCAAAAAAUGUACAAUGUUAUCGGAAUCGACUUCGCUUUUAGUAAAAUGAAGGUACUCAGCGAACCUAUUCAAACCUACUUCAAGGACACUGCAGACGUGCUGGUUGAAAAAUGCACUAGAUGCGUUAAUCGCCUUACAGAUUUGGCUUCGGUUCGCUGGAGGAAUUAUAUUUUCGAUCAGCCGAACGUAAUCGCUACGAUCCAAAGAAGAAAAAUGCGUAAUUUCGAAGGUUAUACGCGUAUAGCGAUUGUAAUAAUACCCAACGAAGAAGAAUACGAACGCAUGUUAGAAAAAUGGAACGAUAAUGCAUUUAGAGAAACAUCGAUUUCGCUGUUAGAAUUAAAAGGAGGUUUCAAGUUACCAGAAGAAGGCGAAUUGUUUAACAACGUAUCUUUUGUCGGUUUGAACAAAGAAGAAGCUGAAGAAGUCGUUAAGAAGUACAAUAAAGAAGGACGCGAUUCUAGGCCUCGCGACGAUCGUCCCUAUAACAGAGGGUUCGGUGGUCGCGAUCAUAUGGACAGAAUGCAACCGUAUGGUAGACCGCCGAUGGGAGGAUUUAGACCAAGAUGGGCGGAUAGAGGACCUCCGUCGUCGAUGGGUAGAGGUGGCUGGGCCCCUCGAGGUGGUAUGGAUAGAAUGCCUCCGGGAGGAUAUCGUGAUCGACGUAAUUGGAGAGACAGAAGUCCGGACGAUGAUCGAGAUGGAUACCGCGGCGGCCGAGGCCGAUACGAACCACGCGGAAUGCCGGGCAACCGGUACGGAAACAGCGGUCCGAUGAUGGGUGGCAAUCGUUGGGGUGGCGGCGGUGGCGGACGCGAUCGCGACCGUAUGGCCCCUGGAAUGGGUGGACGCCCUGGUGGCGGCGGACCGAAUCCACUAAUGGGACAGAUGAUGGGUAAGCCUGGAAUGGGCUACGACCGUAAAGGAGGACGUUACGGAAGCGACGACGGUAAACGACGAGACGAUACCAGUGCGGAAGACUACGAUCGUACUCGCGGUAUACCUCCACCGGGCGUGGAACCGGAUAAUAAUGAUGAUUCGUUCGACGACGGCGCCGGUUCCGGAGGCGAAGACGGCGACAGAAAACGUCGCAGUAGAUUCUCAGAUUCCGCCGACCGUAGAGGUGGUCGAGGCGGUGGUGGAUAUCAAGGAAGAGGUGGCAGCGGUGGCCGAGGUGGCAGUAACGGAAGACCUGGACCGUUUCCUCCGGGAAAAGGACCCCGAGGAGGGGGUGGUUAUAAUAGAGGAGGACGCGAAGGCAACUCGGAUUAUUACGGCGGACGUGGAGGCGGGCCUCCUAGACGAGAUAAUAGAGAUAAUAGAAAUCAAAUGGGUCCAGGUCCGCGACAAGGAUCGAGUAGAUUUGAUAAACGCGACAAUGGCGGUAAAAAUGACGGUAAUUCGCAAGUGAGCCAAUCUGGUUGGGGCAUGUAUGGUCAAGGUGGUUGGAAUCAAGCAGCUGCCGCCAACUAUCAAAAUUGGGCUCAAUAUCAAGGAUACACCGCUCAGCAAGCUCAACAAAUGCAGCAGUAUUGGUCGCAAAUGCAACAGCAACAAAACCAAGCCGGCGGACAGAAUCCACAAUCGCAGCAAUCAUCGGGCGGCGCGCAGCAAAAUGCGAAGAAUUCAAAUUCCGGCAAUUCUUCGAACACACCUGCAACCGCAGCUAGCGCUAGUCAAUCAGCUAGUAAUUCGUCGACGCAACAAUCAUCGGGCGCAUCUGGCGGAUAUAAUACGCAAGGAUACAAUACCGCAGGAUACGGAACACAGGGUUAUGACGCGAACGCUUACGCGCAAUAUUGUGCCCAAUAUUAUAGCCAAUUAGCGCAACAAGGCUGGACACAGCAGAAUGCAUGGGCGGCUUAUGGUUAUAAUUACGGCGCAAUGGCUGCCUCGACCGGUGGAGUUGGUGGUUUACCGUCGACUUCUGUUCCGCCACCAUCGGUGACCGGAGGUGCCAGCGGAUCAUCGACUGGCGGUUCAGGUAAUCAGUCAUCGGCGGUAACAUCGGCUUCUAAUAAAUGAAAACUGAAGUCUUCAUUCCAACCUUGUUUUUUCUUUCUCUUUGUAACUGUUUCUCCUCGUAUUGUUUGUACUUAGUCGUACUAAAAGCCUGUGUUUUAGAAUCGGUUUAUAUUGUAGCCUUGUUUUCAUUUCGUUUUAUAUUUUCUAGACGUAUGAAUAUGUUUUAGAAUAUCACUUUUGUUUCAUUGUACAAAUUACUAUAUUUGAAUUGAAUGAAAUUUCGAACCUCUUUUUUUUUUGUUUAAUCAAUGUAUUAUAUUAAUUUAUUUAAGGAGUACUUAUUUCUCGCUUGUAUGUUCGUACAAAAAUUAUUGUGUUGAUUGAUAUUGAACAUUUAUCAGCGAAGUGAAGUGAAAUAUUUGUCAAGUUGUUACAUCGUAAUUCUUUAUAUAAAAAAACAUUGUAUUAUAAAAUUUAUGAUAAACGAGUUCAUCUCCUUCAUUUACA
Messenger RNA from Planococcus citri (citrus mealybug), 4535 nucleotides. Its product is annotated as heterogeneous nuclear ribonucleoprotein U-like protein 1. Gene Ontology annotation, molecular function: protein binding. The coding region runs from base 132 to 4088 and encodes 1318 amino acids. Lineage: Eukaryota; Metazoa; Arthropoda; Insecta; Hemiptera; Pseudococcidae. The record is from RefSeq and is a predicted model, not a curated record. The transcript has 17 exons.